Ophidiomyces ophidiicola is the source of this 3516-nucleotide messenger RNA. RefSeq names its product protein transport protein S31 (gene SEC31). Bases 1 to 3516 code for a protein of 1171 amino acids. Lineage: Eukaryota; Fungi; Ascomycota; Eurotiomycetes; Onygenales; Onygenaceae. The transcript has 8 exons. Gene Ontology annotation, cellular component: endoplasmic reticulum exit site; COPII vesicle coat. Gene Ontology annotation, molecular function: protein binding; structural molecule activity. The record is from RefSeq and is a predicted model, not a curated record. Gene Ontology annotation, biological process: endoplasmic reticulum organization; COPII-coated vesicle cargo loading; endoplasmic reticulum to Golgi vesicle-mediated transport.
AUGGUGCGCCUCAGGGAAAUACCCCGAACAGCCACCUUUACCUGGUCUCCCGGUUCUGCGGCCCCAUUUAUUGCCACUGGCACCCGCGCAGGCGCAGUUGAUGCGGAUUUUUCUAAUGAAACGUUCCUAGAGUUGUGGAAUCUUGAUUUAGACAAUGAUAACAUUGGAGCUGAACUAGAGCCGGUCGCAAAGAUUAGUACUGAUUCUGGCUUCCAUGAUAUUGCGUGGGCGGAGUCAGACAGUCAUAGCAGAGGGGUCAUCGCAGGCGCACUGGAAAAUGGGUCCUUAGAUCUUUGGAAUGCAGAUAGUCUUCUGAGUGGCGCAAGCGAUGCACUCAUUUCUCGGGCGUCUAAACAUAGCGGACCUAUUAAAACACUGCAGUUUAAUCCGAAACAUGCAAAUUUAUUAGCCACGGGAGGAGGCAAGGGAGAGUUAUUCAUAUCUGACCUCAAUAACCUCAACCAACCAUUUCGCCUGGGUAACACUGCUGCACGAGUCGACGAUAUAGAAUGCCUUGAUUGGAAUAAGAAAGUACCUCAUAUAUUAGUAACCGGCAGCAGUGCAGGCUUUGUGACUGUAUGGGAUGUGAAAACAAAGAAGGAAAGCCUUACUCUAAACAAUUUUGGCCGGAAAGCAGUCAGUGCAGUUGCAUGGGAUCCUGAGAAGCCUACAAAAUUGAUUACCUCCAUACCCCUUGAGACUGACCCUUUGAUUUUGGUCUGGGAUCUACGUAAUUCCAAUGCUCCUGAACGAGUAUUGCAUGGCCAUGAGUCUGGUGUUUUAUCGCUGUCUUGGUGCACUCAAGACCCUGAUUUACUAUUAUCUUGUGGUAAGGAUAAUCGGACAAUAUGUUGGAAUCCUCAGACAGGUAAUGCAUAUGGAGAAUUCCCUGUUGUUACCAACUGGACGUUUCAAACACGCUGGAACCCUCACAACCCAAAUAUGUUUGCUACAGCUUCCUUUGAUGGGAAGAUUGCUGUUCAAACAAUACAAAACACUCGGCAUGAUCAACAGCAAGCAGGAAAUAGCCAAGAACAAACUGUCAACGAUGAGGACUUUUUCUCAAAGGCGCAAACACAGCCACAAAUCUCUACUUUCUCACUCCAGAAAGCUCCCAAAUGGCUCGAGAGACCUGUCACAGCAUCUUUUGGAUUUGGGGGAAGGGUUGUUUCUGUGGGCUUGACGCCCGGAGGCCGAUCUUCGAAGAUUAGAAUAAGCCAUUUUGAUAUUGACUCUAGCGUCGGCAGUGCCACAGAAAGUUUCGAAAACGCAUUGAAAACUGGGGACCUUGGCGGUAUUUGCCAGUCCAGAAUUACUGCAUCACAGAGCGAAGACGAAAAGACCGAUUGGAAAGUUAUUGAGACUUUAAUUUCCAAAACCCCAAGGAAAGAGCUGGUUAGUUAUCUGGGAUUUUCAAGUGAGGUCGAUGAAGCAGCCGACAGUUUAUCAAAACUUGGCUUAGAGGGCAAGGCUACGAGCAACGACGAUCUACUCUCUCCCAAAAGCCAGGAUCCCCGAAAGCACAAGCGAAUAACUUCAAUUUUCGACGGCAAUGUAGAGGGCGAAACGUUUCUCACCGAGAUUGCUUCCUCCAAGGGUGCUAAGACCAACAGUCCAUUCCAGAUUUAUACAGGCUCGGAAUCAGAGGCAGACCGGUCUAUCACAAGAGCUUUACUGCUUGGCCAGUUCGAAAAAGCCUUGGAUGUUUGCCUGCAAGAGGACCGUAUGUCCGACGCUUUCAUGAUUGCAGUCUCUGGUGGCCAAAAAUGCAUUGAAAAGGCACAAGAGGCUUACUUCCUGAAGCGAUCCGAAGGUCCCAGCUAUGUCCGGGUCCUUGCGUCGGUAGUCGGGAAGAAUUUGUGGGACAUUGUUCAUAAUGCAGAUCUUGCGAACUGGAAAGAAGCUAUCGCCUCUAUUUGCACUUUUGCGGAUGACAAGGAGUUUCCCGAUCUGUGCGAUGCUUUGGGUGAUCGUCUUGAAGAGACCUAUAGACUACAAGGCUCGAAACAAGCUCGAAAGGACGCUUCAUUUUGUUAUUUAGUGAGCUCGAAAUUAGAAAAAGUGGUUGCUAUCUGGAUUGAGGAGCUGAAGGAAAAUGAAGCGGAUAAAGUACAAAGCGCUACGGACGACACGGGGUUCUCAAUUCAUGUCCAUGCCCUCCAAGCCUUCAUCGAAAAGGUCACCAUUUUCCGUCAUGUUGUUAAAUUUGAAGACUCCGAGCAGCAGAAUACCUCCGACUGGAAACUAAACUCCCUCUACGAUAAAUACCUCGAAUACGCUGAUGUCAUUGCAUCUCAUGGUCACUUGGAGGCUGCCGAAAGGUACCUGGACCUUCUACCUGCUGCUUAUCCAGAAGCAGAAGUGGCCAGGAGCCGUAUCCGCUUUGCUACGAAGAAAGCUGCUCCCAAGCCGGCAGCCGGACGUGCCCCCCCAGCCCCCCGCCAGUCGUCUCUGGCGGCGCCUCCUGCUCCUUUCCAACCCCCCCAGCCGCCAAUGCAGCAUGUCCCGGCUCCCCCGGCUCCCCCGGCCCCAGCCGCCAGCCCUUACGCACCCCCAACCAUGCCCAAGCCAGUGACCGCCAACUAUGCACCCGCGGCGACACCCAAACCUUCUUCUCCCAGUCCCUAUGCGCCUGCGACCGCACCUAAACCCGCCAAUGCCAAUAUAUAUGCUCCCGUCGCGCCCACCACGAGCUACGUUUCUGCGGGAGGCACAACUUAUACUCCCACCGCUGGCUACCAGCCACCACAACCGCCGCAAUUCCCGCAGUCAAGACAGGCGAGUGUUAUGCCUCCUCCUCAGCCUUUUGCUCCGCCACCGGGAGGCCCCGUUGGUCUCGCGCCGCCUCCAAGGGCGACAACUGGAUCUCCUUCAGCGCCACCUCCGUUUACCCGUGCUACAAACAUUCCAGCUUGGAAUGACCUUCCAGAAGGGUUCGUAAGAACUCCUACCCCCCGCCGUAGCACACCCGUGACCACAAACCCGGUCAGUGUGCCCUUCUCAAACCAGAUGCCUGCCGGGGGUCCGUCGCAGUCUCCCACACCGCCACCGAUGCUACAACCGCCUCCACGCGGCCCAGUACCACCCCCACAACAGCCCCCCGCAGUCCAGCAAACUUCCAGGCCAUCAACCGCCCAGUCCCAGAAGAAAGCUCCCGCUGCUCCCAAACACCCACCUGGUGACCGCUCUCAUAUUCCUUCAAACGCGCAGCCAAUCUACGAAAUGCUCUCUGCUGAUAUGCAGCGGGUUAAAGCGCGUGCUCCGGGAUCUUUCAAGGCCCAAGUUAAUGAUACAGAACGGCGUUUAAAUAUCCUCUUCGAUCAUCUUAAUAACGAGGAUCUACUGAAACCCGACACAGUUGAAAGUAUGGUUGGGCUAGCACAUGCUAUUCAAGUAAGGGAUUACGAAACCGCACAGGCAAUUCACUUGGACAUUCUGACCAACAAGACGGACGAGUGUGGAAAUUGGAUGGUUGGCGUAAAACGGUUGAUUGGUAUGAGCAGGGCCACCCCCUAA